AUGACGCGGAAAAAGAAGGAGAGAGGAGGAGAGGUGAUUGGAGAGCGAGAGAGCGCUCUGCUGAUGCUGGAGGCGGGAGGGGGCAGAGAAAGGGCGGGGCUUACUUGCUGGGGGGCAGUGAAGAGGCGGGGCUUCCUUUCAGAAGGAGGAGCAACCGCUCAACUGAUGCUGGUACUGGGAGCGCUAGAGAGGCGGGGCCAGAGAAGGGGCGGGCCUUCUGUGCAGGAGGAGGAGGAGGUGAUGGGGGAUGGCGGCUGUUGCUGGAGGGGCGUGAUUGAUGGAUUGAUCUUCCCCCUUUUCCUCUCCAGGAGUUCCCGGUCCUUCCCUGCCUUGGAACCCUUUUCACAACAGCCCUGCUAGGUAGGCCGUUAUAG
Molecule: messenger RNA, 374 nt
Organism: Podarcis lilfordi (Lilford's wall lizard)
Lineage: Eukaryota; Metazoa; Chordata; Lepidosauria; Squamata; Lacertidae
Source: the annotation of a GenBank genome assembly